Drosophila biarmipes is the source of this 999-nucleotide messenger RNA. RefSeq lists its product as uncharacterized. Bases 125 to 856 code for a protein of 243 amino acids. The record is from RefSeq and is a predicted model, not a curated record. NCBI's taxonomy places the organism in Eukaryota, Metazoa, Arthropoda, Insecta, Diptera, Drosophilidae. The transcript is spliced from 2 exons.
AGUCAGGGAAAUCAAAAAGGAAUCAAGGUUCAGUGUUCAGAGCCUGAUUUAUUCCAUACAAAAUCAAAAUCGGAAGUAGCACAAGACCUUAAAACAGGCAAAAAGAAAGUAAAUAGUCUUGAUUAUGGCAGACGGAAUUGAAUGGACCGAAGAACAUCAUAAAGGCAAAGCACUUUUAACUAAACGCAAACGGUCUUAUAGCCCAAAAGUGGAUUUGUUACCAUUGAAAAGUUAUUGCGAUUUGAGCCAGAAUGAAGUGGAUCGAGUGCAGUCGGCUUUAGAAGCCGCUUCCAAAUUGGCAAUUAAAAAGAACUACUCAAAGGCAAAGCAAAAAGUGGAAAGUCCUGCAAAAUCCCUUAAAAAGAAUGUGCAAGUUCAGGAGGUAAUAAAAACCAAGAAAGAAACUUCCAAAAUUAGAAAACAAGAUUUUAAACCUAAAAUGACAGAUUUAAAAACUGCAGAAAAUGUUACUAAGCCCCAGAAGAAGGAGGAAUGUCCUUGUAAAAUAAAACAAAAGGAUCUUCGUAAAGAGGAGUCACAGGCGCCGGGAACCUCUCAAGAACCUGUCGAUAUAAAAAAGAAUCGUCGUCUGCAAACUGCCUUGAAAUUACUUGAUUUUGUCGAGGGAAAAUGCGAUGGCAGUGAUAGCGAUUGGUCGAUAGGAUCAGCUACACCAUCAUCUGAAUGUUUGGAGGCUGUCAGCGAGGGUGGAACGAGAAGUACCCAACGGUUACAGGCCAUGCAAGAUUUGUCGCCCAGGGAUUAUUUUGGUUUCUGCCGGGAUUGUCGAUCGCGGUGCAGAAGUUGUGGAAGGCGUCCGUCAGCUGUGGCCAUAGCCAAAAAUAGAAAAGGAUAAAAUAAGUGAAAAUAACUUCAAAAUUUUUGGAAAUUUAUGUUUUUAAAAAACGAUGUAAACUAAUUUUUGGGAAUGAACAAGAUUAUAAAUAGAUAAAAACAACGAUUACCUUAUAAUAAAAAUAUUACAAAUCAGUCAAUCUA